This is a messenger RNA of Aspergillus tanneri, 2265 nucleotides long. RefSeq names its product putative metalloreductase transmembrane component. Gene Ontology annotation, molecular function: ferric-chelate reductase activity. The coding region runs from base 1 to 2265 and encodes 754 amino acids. NCBI's taxonomy places the organism in Eukaryota, Fungi, Ascomycota, Eurotiomycetes, Eurotiales, Aspergillaceae. The transcript has a single exon. Gene Ontology annotation, cellular component: plasma membrane. The record is from RefSeq and is a predicted model, not a curated record. Gene Ontology annotation, biological process: intracellular iron ion homeostasis; copper ion import; iron ion transport.
AUGUCGACUCUAUGGCAUUCGGCUGUCUCGAUUGCGAAGCGAAUCAAUAUCCCCAUAGUUGCAUCCUACUCCCCAGCGCAAAUCGCUGAGCUUCAAAGAGACCCAUGGUCCCGGGCUGGUAAAUACGGCCUGGGUUGGGUAUAUUUCUGUGUGAUUCUACUUGGCAUCGCAACGGUGGUGCGGUUUUACCAUACAUGGGGUGACAAGAUCCGAAUCGCCCUGUACAAGGAGGAUCCCACGGCAGCUUCACCCGGCUCUGGUAGCUCUCAGAAUGAGUAUGAGCUGCCAAGUGCGGCCACCGACAGUUCCACUGCGCGGUUUUUCCCAGCUCGAGGUCCUUUGCCGGGCAGUAAGAACGUGAAAGAACAGUCUUCGGUGUCUACAUUUGCGCCGAUCAACAACACCAUCGCAUUCGUGCGCUGGAUCUUCUAUCGGCCAUUGCCAGUGCUACGAGUAUGGAAGCUCCGGGUUGUGCUUCCAUCACUUGGGGCAUCCGCUAUUGUUCUGGCGGCCCUGAUCUUCGUCACGCUCUAUUCGUUCAUUCCGCAGCCUCUCUACUACACCUCCAUUGCACUUGGGUCCCCUCCGUUGGCCAUCCGCGCGGGAAUGAUUGCCGUGGCCAUGAUCCCCUGGAUUAUUGCGCUCAGCACUCGAGCCAACUUCAUUAGUAUGUUGACCGGUAUCGGUCAUGAGAGAUUGAAUGUGCUUCAUCGAUGGGCGGGCUACCUCUGCCUUUUCCUGAGCUUAAUUCACAUGAUUCCCUUCUAUGUGGCACCCGUCUGGGAAAGCCAGUCCUUCAUAUACUAUCAGCAACUAUUUCCACGAAAUAUAUACACCUACGGAACGGGCCUCGCUGCUCUCGUGCCUCUGAUAGUCUUGUGCCUCCAUUCCCUGCCCAUCCUCCGAUCAUGGAUGUAUGAGCUCUUCGUGACGGUACAUAUGCCGCUGUCCAUUUUCUUUCUCGCCAUGCUCUUCUGGCAUUGCAAGAACUUCUUGACAUCGUGGGACUAUCUCUGGGCCACUGUUGCGAUCUGGGUGGCAUCGCUCAUUGUGAGAGUCCUCUAUCUCAACUGGACCAACCCUUUACGGCUUUCCUUCUUGAUUGGCGAGGAGUCUGCAAUUACCAUCCUUCCCCAGAACGCUGUCAAGGUGACUGUUGCCACCCGAAUGCGAUGGAAACCGGGCCAGUACGUGUACCUGCGCAUGCCAGGCAUCUCCGUUUUUGGACGGCACCCUUUCACCAUCGCCUCUCUCUGCAGCGAUGACUUCCCUUCCGAGUAUGGGGAGGAGCACCGGGAUCUCGCCCUCGUCUUCCGACCCUUCGGCGGCUUCACCCGCCAAGUCUUCCUCAAGGCUUUUGAAUACGGUCCGUACAAGACCUGGACCGCUUUCCUGGAAGGUCCGUACGGAGGCAUGCGCCGCGACAUGGCCGCGUUCGACGACGUGACCUUUUUCGCUGGUGGAAGCGGCAUCACUGCCAUUGCGAGCCACCUCCUCGAUCUGAUCAAAAAAAUGCGCGACCACAAAGCAGUGACCAAGUCCGUCCGAGUCGUCUGGGCCUUCCGGAACCCGGAAUCAGUCGAAUGGUUCAAAGAAGAACUCCAAAUCUGCCGAGACUCUGCACCACUUAACUCCGUCCACUUCCAUUUCUUCCUCACCACUGGAACCUCCCCUCUAUAUCCGGAGGGCCGCGGGCUCUCCUCCUCUGACCUCGUCCAAGAGAAAAUCUACCAUACACUCCAGGGCUUCGACAAACGAGACUCCGCAUUCAUCCGCGAAGAAGCUGCCGGCGACCCGGAGAUGGAAAAUGAGCUUCGUCGCGAGAACGAAGACGCAAUAACUGCACUACCAGUCCCAGCCCCCGCGCGCACCCUGCCCCCCAUCAACACAAGCAGACACUAUUCCCAAUACCACAGCUGGACAGGUACAGGGUCAGGAUCAGGGACACCUGACAGCGUCGAGAAGAACUCUCCGUUUGAUUUCUCCUUGACCCCGACGACGACAACGGCCAGGGGUGUUCCGCGCUUCGCAUCCCUCCCACUACACCGACGCAAUGGAUGGCGCAUUGAUUACAUGCGUCCGGAUAUACCGCGUCUACUGACCGAGUAUUCGCGGGAUUUUGGUCGUCGGGCUUGCGUGUUUGUCUGUGGUCCUCCCAGUAUGAGGGUGGAGGUGGCGCACACGACGGCCCGACUGCAGCAGCACGUUAUAACGGAUUCAUCCAGGGAUGAGAUCUUUCUGCAUGCGGAGAAUUAUAGCAUUUGA